GUUUACAAGUCCCUUCUCGUUCUGUCACAACAUGUUUAGUCAGAGUCACGCAGAGAUAUAGAUAAAGAGCAGUAAAGUGGUGAAUUGUGUUCAAACAGGCGGGCCACACGGUUGUAAAGUUUCUUGACAGAACUGCACUGAAAGAAACACUUACCAAAUGAAGCUAUUCUCCCGACAGCAAAAUGUCGGAUUCUAAACCUAUUGCGGCGAUCAUACCCUGGUCGCAGGUAUGUCGCAUGCUGGACAAAGUACAGACUGCUAUCAAGGCUGCCAAAAAGGAAAUGUUGGUCAAGUUCAUCAUACAGUUUCGUGAUCUUCUUAAAAAGAAACUAGAAAAGGAUCCCCAGUCUACCGACAGUUUUUUUCCUGUGCUUCGCAUCCUGCUACCAGCUCUUGACAGAGCCCGAGGAGCCUAUGGUGUCAAGGAACGUAAACUUGCAGAACUUUAUAUCCGUAUCCUUGGUUUGAAGAAAGAGGGUAAUGAUGCACAGAAGCUUCUGCAUUUUAG
This is a messenger RNA of Penaeus vannamei (Pacific white shrimp), 508 nucleotides long. NCBI's taxonomy places the organism in Eukaryota, Metazoa, Arthropoda, Malacostraca, Decapoda, Penaeidae. The record is from RefSeq and is a predicted model, not a curated record.